Messenger RNA from Fusarium coffeatum, 2760 nucleotides. RefSeq lists its product as uncharacterized. The coding region runs from base 1 to 2760 and encodes 919 amino acids. The record is from RefSeq and is a predicted model, not a curated record. Gene Ontology annotation, cellular component: membrane; cytoplasm; microtubule. Gene Ontology annotation, molecular function: microtubule binding; oxidoreductase activity; GTP binding. NCBI's taxonomy places the organism in Eukaryota, Fungi, Ascomycota, Sordariomycetes, Hypocreales, Nectriaceae. The transcript is spliced from 3 exons.
AUGAGCGGGCGAGUACUCGCUGCAGGGCUGCGGCCUCUUCCACGCCGACCUGCGGUUCUUCCCGUCAGGCAUCUGCAUCGUCAAUCUACAGGUGGCCUCCUUCAAGCCGAUUCUGCGAUUCGAGCGACACGGAAACGAAUGUGGCAAGGUGGGAACGCCUUCCACAAUGCUGUCACUACAAGAAAUGCCUCUUUUGCCAGGUUUUUACCUAAACUUAUGGUCAAGUUUCUGAGGGUUCCGGCAAUGUUUGGCGGUGUGGCCAUCGGUGCCUUUGCCUGGGUACAAUAUCAAGCAGCUCAGGCUGGUACAUUCGCAGUCAAUCUAUUCAACUCUACGACAGAUACAGUUUCGAGUGCCGCUUCGACCCUAUUUGGCGGUGCCAAGGAUAUAGCUGAUCAAGUAAAUCGAGGAUGGGAAUCCACGAAAGAGAAAGCCGAAUUGCCCGACUGGGUCAAACAAAUUUUAAAACUUCAAGAGGACAUUGGUACCGGUGGUUCGGGAGGGCCAGGCGGCAAUGGUGGUGAGCCGAAACAGAGCAAGUUUGGUGCCGCAGCUGCUGUGGGUGCUUCAGCUGCUGCUUAUGGCUACGAUCAGUCGGACGAAGAGGAUCCUCGGAAUGUCCACCAGGCCGCUAAAGACGAUCAGAUGAUGCUCCUCACCAAGAAGAUGAUCGAGAUUCGAACCAUUCUCCAGAAAGUUGGACAGUCAAGCACCUUGACACUUCCUUCCAUCGUGGUCAUUGGAUCCCAGUCCUCCGGAAAGAGUUCCGUUUUGGAGGCAAUUGUUGGUCAUGAAUUCCUUCCAAAGGGUUCCAACAUGGUUACAAGAAGACCAAUCGAGCUAACUCUCGUCAACACGCCGUCUUCCAGGGAGGAGUACGGUGAAUUUCCUGACCUUGGACUGAGGCACAUCACCGACUUCUCGUCAAUCCAGCGAACUCUGACCGACCUCAAUCUUGCCGUUCCAGACAGCCAGUGCGUCUCUGACGACCCAAUUCAUCUUACAGUUUACUCUCCGAACGUGCCCGAUUUAUCCCUUAUAGAUCUUCCCGGCUACAUCCAAGUCGUGGGACAAAACCAACCUCUUGAGUUGAAGCAGAAAAUUGCCGAGCUUUGCGAUAAGUAUAUUCAGCCACCCAAUGUCAUCCUCGCCAUCUCUGCUGCCGAUGUGGAUUUAGCGAACUCGACAGCGCUCCGAGCAUCUCGCAGAGUUGAUCCCAGGGGUGAGCGAACAAUCGGUGUGAUUACAAAGAUGGACUUGGUUCAUCCUACUCGUGGAGCAAACAUCCUGGAUGACAAGCAGUAUCCCUUGAGAUUGGGCUAUGUAGGAGUGAUCUCUAAGGCUCCCCAAAACCAAGGACUUUUCAAGAUGGGCAGCACCAACCGCCUUGAUCAAAUUCUCAAGCAGGAAAAUGCCUUCUUCAAGGCUCAUGCCGAGGAGUUCGGUCCUGGGGCUGAUAGUAUGCUCGGAACCUCCACACUCCGCAAGAAGCUUAUGCAUGUACUGGAGCAGACAAUGUCUGCAAGCCUGCAAGGCACUAGCGAUGCCAUUCGACAAGAGCUUGAGGAAGCUACAUACGAGUACAAGGUUCAGUACAACGACCGCCACCUUACGGCCGCGGAGUAUCUUCAAGAGAGUUUGGAUGCCUUCAAGCACUCUUUCAAGCAAUUUGCUGAGGAGUUUGGGCGCCCUCAAAUGCACGAGCUUCUCAAACAGGAGCUGGACCAAAAGGUCCUCGAUUUGCUUGCGGCUAGGUACUGGAACAAGCCCUUUGGGGAUCUCUCGCCAGUGAAUCCCGACCUCGACAGCCUAGCAGAUCUCCCCAAAGCGCCUGCAGACUCUCUUUACUGGCACCGACAAUUGGAUGCGUCUGCGUCCGCGCUUACGAAGCUCGGUGUUGGACGUUUGGCCACAACUGCAGUUGCAUCUUCCAUUCAAGCCCAUGUUGAGUCCCUUAUCAGCAAUUCCAGUUUCGCCAACCACCCUUUUGCUCGUCAGACCAUCAUGGAAUCCGCCUCGACUAUUCUUAACGAAAGAUUCUAUAGCACCAGCGACCAAGUGGAAAACUGCAUUAAACCCUAUAAGUUCGAGAUCGAACUCGAGGAAAGAGAGUGGACCAAAGGACGUGAUCACGUUGGUGGUGUGCUCAAGAAGGAGCUUGAGGAUUGCGAGAAGGCCAUCAAGAAGCUUGAAGACAGUGUCGGUGGAAGACGAAAGGUCAAAGAAGUCAUAAAUUAUAUUGACAAAGCCCGCAAAGGCGAGGUCGUCGUCGAGGGUGAUAACCGUAGCGGCGCCGGUGGUUUCAGCGCCGCUCUUCUGAGCAAGGGGCGUGAGGCUGUUUUCCUGCGCGAUAGGGCCGAUAUCAUUAAGAUGCGUCUGCUUGCUGUCAAGUCGAAGCAAUGUGCCGACCCUAAGAACAAGUAUUACUGCCCCGAGGUUUUCCUCGAUGCUGCUGCCACAAAGUUGGCGUCUACUGCCGUUCUCUUCCUUAAUGUAGAGUUGCUUUCCGAAUUCUACUAUAGCUUCCCUCGACAGCUAGAUUCCCGUCUUGGUCGCCAUCUAUCCGAAGAGGAUAUCGAGAAAUUUGCCAAGGAAGAUCCCAAGAUUCGUCGGCAUUUAGAGGUUAUUCGCCGAAAGGAACUGCUUCAGCUAGUCCUCGACAAAAUGGAGAGCUUAAGAGAACUUGAUGGUCGCGAACGCCAGCAAACGAAAUCUAGCGCUAGAAAGGACCACAAGCAGGGUCGCUGGGGCCUCUUCUAA